This is a messenger RNA of Danaus chrysippus (African queen), 1242 nucleotides long. NCBI's taxonomy places the organism in Eukaryota, Metazoa, Arthropoda, Insecta, Lepidoptera, Nymphalidae. The record is from the annotation of a GenBank genome assembly.
AUGUCACUUGUGCAGAAAAGAAAUAUAGCCAAGUACAACAUCAAUAUCGGAGUUCCCAAUGCCCCAAAGAGCUGUAUCGCUGAGAUUUUCAACGCUGAUACCACUGACGGUGGUAGCCCCGUGAAGAACGGCUCCAGCCGUCCUCGCAUGCCCCGCGACACGCCGACCCGCCCUCGUGACACUCACUCACGUUUGUUUGGACAGACGGGCGGCAACGCAUCAGUCGCUCCAAUGAUCACGGACACCAUACGGAGUAACAUUCAAUUUGGGGACAGUGAACUGAACGGUAGCCCGGCUCACUCGCCCAAGAUGAACGGCAGCGCGACAUCCACACCCAGCCGAGGUGAGAUGGACAACGCCGACCACUUAUCAUAUUCACCACCGAAGAGGAAUCCAGUCACUGGUGACGGAGUGCUCCUGCCGCCCCCGCGCAGGCGCCACCCCGCGGCCAGCCAGCGAGGUGCAAACUAUCCCAACACCUAUCCCAUAGAAAACCUCCUAGAACCUCAACCGACCCAUCGAUACAUUACACGUGAAUGGCCUCCCCAAACACCCAACUAUUACGUCGAGUCUACAAUAAAACCGACGUUAAACAUCCAACACACUCCUUACACUUUACUCGGACUAAAAACCGAUGACCCAGAAAAGAAUCAUCCCAUAAUUGAUCCGGACUCACUGUCUCCUCAGCUAGUCCUUGAUAGACAUUGGCCUCCAUUCCCGGCUCAGCAUUACUUGGAACCCCAAGAGCAUCACGUACCCUACCAUCCAUUACCCCCACACGCUUUUGUCGGUAUGACAUCAGCUUUAGGGGAACGCCCACAACCCGAUUACAAAUAUAAUCCGAUUCCAACAUUAGAUGGGCCCAUAGAUCCUUUCAUUCAAUCUAAAUUCGAUCCACCGCCAACACUUUUCAAAUACGACCGCGAUGCUCCAAUACCCGACGUGACUCUCAUACAAACACCAUCAGCGCCCGGUCCGAGCACCUUAACUGGUUUCCCUCCAAUAUUCCACAAGUAUGUCCCCGGAUACCUCUUUAAUGUCAAUCGGCAUGCGGAAGACUUCAACCAUAAGACGUAUUACCUAGACUAUGCCCCCCGGAGAGAAUUGGAAGGCAACCCCAUCACUGGCGACGGCUACAAGUCUCUCAACGGUCAGAUCAACACAGUGACGUCGAUAAACGGAAACAGCAACAUCUUACACAACCGCGUGCCACCCGGCGGUUACUCUUCGGGCCUUUGGUAG